ACAGAUGCUUGGAUUUAUGAUGAAUGCUGUUUUCCACAGUCUAAGAAAAGCAGCAAUCAACCCAAUCUAAACCAUUGUUUAACUGCAAUCUGGCAGCACUGUAGUUACUAUAGUUUCCACUGUUCGCAUGUUUUUUUUUUUCAGAUUCUUGGUACUGAAAUGUUACUGUAAUGUAUGUGUGUUGAACGAUGCCCUCUCAUUUACGGAGGUGUCUGCAGACUCUUCUGUUUCAGGAACUAGAGUCUGGAGUUUUGUUGCAGGAGCGGCAGGUUCUCUUUGAGUGUGUGCAGCGGGCCAGGAAGAGACAGGCAGCGGCUCAGAGGGAUUGUGAAGCUGCCAGGACUUCCCUCAAAUCAGUGGCGUCCGGACUGCCUGGGGGUUGAUUUGACUCAUCUGUACCCUGAUAAAUCAGAGUGUUUUCUACACUGGAGAAUCCCCCUGGAUUGCAUCAGCCACCUAUCUGGUUAUCCCGGGGUUACCACUAAAAAUAGCCCUGCACUGAAGGAAGCCGUACUCUAGCUCGCUCACCCUUGAAAUUGGAGCUGGAGAGCCCCAGUGACCCACGCCGCCCUGGCGGAAUCAUCUUGUUUACCCUUCUGGACUUGGAACACAACAAAUGAGCGCUCAGACACGCCUCCUCUGUCAGAUAAUGAAGAGUUUAUCACGCACCCGAGCAGCCAACACCGGGGCAAAUCAAAACCCGGUUUCCACAGUCCCAGUGUUGGGAGUGGGAGGCCUCAGAAUGUGGAGUGAAAGCGAUGCAGAACCAGGAAACAAGAAAGGGACGUCCUACCCGCUGUGCCCAGGCUACUGGAGAUGGAUGUCAGUAAAUUUCUCAUCAGCCAUCAUGUAUGCUGUUGCUGCAACAGCACCCAGAAAGUCCCUUGGGGCCUCCAGCUCUGCAAACACACCUGCCAGCUCAUCUGCAGGCACACCUUCCAAAAAUAAAUAUGCAGGUGGCAACUCUGUGUGCCCCCGGCCAACCCCGACUUGGCAGAAGGGGAUUGGUGAUUUCUUUGGCGGUCCCAGCAGCCGUCCAGAGAAGGAAAAGGAGAACCUGUUCCCCUCGGACGAUGAGGAGGCGGGGGGCAGCGGGGUGCGGAAGGCACCCAGGAAAGCCCGACCUUUGCCUGAUGAAGAGGAUGGUGCAGAAACUGAGGAUUGAGCUUUGAUUCCUCCAGAAAACUUUCUUUUAAAUAAAGCCAUGCUGGAUACUUGAAAGGGCUAUGAUUUUACUGUGUACAUCCAUGUAUAUAUAUUUGUCGUGUAGUAUGUUUGUCUGUACAGAACAUGAAUAAAAGUUAUAAAUUCACACUUGAA
Messenger RNA from Polyodon spathula (Mississippi paddlefish), 1320 nucleotides. Its product is annotated as PCNA-associated factor-like. Bases 617 to 1165 code for a protein of 182 amino acids. The transcript is spliced from 6 exons. The record is from RefSeq and is a predicted model, not a curated record. Gene Ontology annotation, biological process: regulation of cell cycle; translesion synthesis. Gene Ontology annotation, cellular component: nucleus. Gene Ontology annotation, molecular function: chromatin binding. Lineage: Eukaryota; Metazoa; Chordata; Actinopteri; Acipenseriformes; Polyodontidae.